ACAAUACAGUCAGUUCCUUCUUCCAAUCUCAAAACCACUGUACAGUGGGCUCCUUACCUAGCUCAAACAAAUUCAGAGCCCUUGUCCUCUCAUCUUCAGUGCUCCUCCAUCAGACUUUAGAAGCCAUCCCUUAUUAUAGGUGGAGCUGGUAGUGCUGCCUGUAAAGGUUGCCCAAUAGUUCUCACUAUAAGCCCCUGUUUUAUUUGCUUAUACAUUGCCAGAGUUUAACAGCUGGGAUGAAAUUUUCCAUACUGGGUGUCUGCCUCAAGCUGAUCCUUUUUUUUUUUUUUUUUUUAAUUUGGGGUGGGGGGGAUUUCAGCCCAAAGCAGUUCAGCUGUUUUUGAGAACAAGGCUAGGGGGAAAGGUUGUGUUGAUCAAAAUAAUUCUGGUGACUUUCUUUGAAAAGCUCAAGUGCCACCAUGCUUUGGUGCAGGGACUUGAAAUUUGGCCGGGGGUCAACUUUUGUGUCAGGGAUGUGCCUUUUGCUCUUCCUGUGAAAAUCUGCCUGAGUUUGGCUAAGUUAUAAGGCUUAGAAAAGUUAUAGUUCACAUAUGCUCAGUAGAGACCUGCUAGAGCUUCGCAGUUUGAUUUCCCCAAAGAUUCCAUCUGCAUGCUGCAGCCUGGGAGUAAACAGGACUGUCCCUGCAAUCAUAGUUCCCAGCUGCUCGUGCUUGUCUGGGUUCGAGCACCAGAACUGAGAGUAGGGGGCCUGCCUGUCCUGUGCUCUCAGUGCCCCACCCUGCUGGCCCCGGGCAGCAUGGAGGAGGAAACUGCCUGAAUCAAAUGCAGAGGGGACAAGAGGUUGUGGGUGUAGAUUGUGACAAAGAACUGGGUGGGAGUGAUGGAGGUGAGAGGAAACUGGGAUUGGGAGUUGGGUGGCAAACCGGGUUGGGCAAGGGGACUGGGAGGCGGGGGAGGGGCGAGUGAGAUCAGACGAGGAAGAGGGGGUGUGAUAGGGACUGGGACACUGGGGACAGGAAACGUGUGUCUGGAGGUGACUAGAAGCUGAUAUGGGAGAGAUCAAAUGAGGAACGAGGAAGGGAGGAAUUGUGACUGUCUGGGCAAGAAGAUCAGUACUGGAGUUGGGUGUGAGGAGAGGGGACUGGGACAAGACGUCCAGAGUGGGAGAUUAGUACCGGCUGGACAAGGAAACUGGCAGAGGGAUGAGAGGUCUGAGGAGUGAAGACGGAUUGGCUAGGUGAGGAGAAUCGAUCUGUAACAAAAGAACCAGGGAGGAGCCUGAGCCAUAACUUAGAUAAAGACAGGUGGGAGGGGACACAAUAGAAAGUGUCCCAUGUGGAAGAAUGGGCAAAAGUGUCUGUGUCCACCAGAGAACACACCCUUCCAGAACCUGCAGUGGAACUCAAAAUUUCUGAGUCUCACUAUUCCUCUGCUGCCCGUGUGUUUCACACACAUUUGCUGACAGUGCCCCGUCCUUGUCUAGUGCUGAUCUACCUAGAGGAUGACAACCUAGUACUGCUAUCUUUUAUCCCAUUAGGUGAAGUGGCAGAAGUCUGUGUUGUGGAUCUAAUGGUUCCAACCUUGCUGAUGAACAAAGUGGAUGUUAAUAUGAUGCCCGAUGAUGGAAUUUGUGUUUUCAUUUUGCUUUUUUAAAAACUAGGAAAUUGCACACACAUAAGAGUUAAAAGAAUAGUAAGGUUGCAAAGUCAAGCACUCAGAAGUUAGGAAAUGCUAGAAUGAAGGUUGCCUGUGCAAUCUUAAUCUAUCCCUUAUGAUUGAAUUAAGAUUGCACAGAACUAUUAUGAUGCAGUCUUUAAUUACAUGAUCAGCACAUUUUUUUUUUUCAGAGGCCCCCUACCUUAUUCAGUGCUCAGGACAGGAAGGACCUGCUCUGGGGUUGAAUUAGCAGUAUGUAGUGAAAGAGGCUGUUUCUGUAGGACCUGUUUCAUUUUUUGAAGAUGUGCAAUGAAUGAGGCUGAGGAUUGCAGGAAGAGAAAGUAAGGGCUCGUAGUAAAGGCAGUUGAAUGCUGCCCAUGAGAAUUAUAUUCUAUCCCUGUCUCUGUUAGAGCUCCUGUGUGAUGCUGGACAAGUCACUUAAACCAAGCUUUUCUCACGUGGUCACUUUGUGUUCCUCAUUUCCUGGGUGCCUGACUUGAGACCCUGGGUCUGACUUGCAGAAGCGCUGAGCAGUCUCACUGAAAAUGAAGUCAGUGGGAGCUGUGCUUUGAGCAUAUGAAGUGGUACAUAAUGAGAGACGGUUGGAAAAGUCCGAUACAGGAUGUCUCAAAUUGGGCAGUAGUAGGUACUUUGGGCCUGAAAUCUCUGUUCUUAAGUUUCCCAGCUAUAAAAUGGGGAUGAUAACCCCUCCUCUCAGAGGAGUAUUGUUAACAUAGAUUAAAGGUUAUGGAGUGCUCCGAUAUUACACUGUUGAGAACCAUAAUAAAACCCAUGAGGAAAUUAGUAAUUCUGUCUUUAGGGCAGGAUUUGACUAGUGCUCAGUGCAUAAGGCCUGAGCUACAUAUUGAGCAAUGAGGAUAAAAUAAAAUAUUGAACAGCUCAGUGGCCAUUAUCUAUACUAUGCACUGGAGGAAGCAAGCCUGUGGAAAACAUAGUAUGUGAUCGUGUCAUUAAAAACUAUCAUGCAUAUGCACGAGGGAGCUACACUAAGUUUUCAUGGGCAACCUUAAUUCUGGCACUUCCUGUUUUUUGAGUGCUUGACUUAGCGACCAUAAUAAUGGGGUAUUUACCAUAGUUUUUGUUUGUGUAAUUGGAAUAUAGGGUAAGUUGCUGGCUCUUACUUGUCUUUUUGGCUGCAGAUAGCUGCAUAACCAAUAAACCGUGAAGACUUUUUGCAACUACAGUGCAACAAAAUUCACAGGGUGACUCUAAUCCUAUACUCGGCAUCCAUGUCACUUUGAAUACAGUGGUUCAGUUUCUCUGAAGUACUUUGAUAGUUGUAGAGAAGGUUUUAGGUACAAAUUUUACCUCUAGAUUAAACAGUUGUUCAUAUGUCAUAAAGCCAGAAUGGACGAUGGUGAUCAUCUAGUCUGAUAUCCUGUAUAACACAGAACUCCUUUGCAUUAAUACCUGUUUGAACUACAGCAGAUGUUCCCGAACUGUGACAUGUAUACUAGUGGUACAUGAGCUUGUUGGAAGAGGCAUGUUACUCUAGGAUAGACUUCCAUAGGAGGUUAUGGAAUCCCCAUCACUGGAGAUUUUUAAGAACAGGUUGGACAAAUGGCUGCCAGGGAAGGUCUAGGUUUACUUGGUCGUGCUCAGCUUAGGGGGUUGGGCUAGAUGACUUUUCAAGGUCCCUUCCAGCCCUACAUUUCUAGGAUUCUGUGCUGUAACAGAGUGGUCUGUUCCCUUGAAGGCGUAGUGGGGCUUGGGGCCAGCCAGUCCCUGUUACAUUACACGGCCUUUUUAAGGAAUCAGGUAUUCAAGGGAGCAGCAGACUAGUGGAGAAAGGUAGCUAUCUCCUUAUCAUGAUGAAACCCAGCUGAUAAGUGACUUCUAGGAAGAUUAAAAGGAAGAGGGCAGACAGCCUGGAGAGGAGAACUGCAAGGGAGCAUCAAGUCUGGAGUAAAACUUCCUGGUGAGGGUAACAAAAGCAGCAGGAACACUGGUGGGUUGAGGAAGCCUGCCUCCAUCAAACCGACCGCAAGAAGAAGGGUGGUAGCAGCCUGAUGCCCAGGUAAAGCCCCUCACUCCCAGCCAAGACUCCCCACACCUCUAUGCCCCUUUCCCUGAGUCACACACAACCACCAGAGUCUUCCCUGCCCCUUCUCUUUCUCUAGACCCCACCCCCAAAAAGCCCCCUUGCUCUCCAUCCAGAAUCCUGUCUCUCAACCUAACCUCAUUAGAGCUGUAUAGAAAAUUGUUCUCCCGUUGUGUGAAACUUUGUGAUGUCAAAAAUUUUUCAUUCUGCAUCAGGAUGAAACCGAGAACUUUCAAAGCUGUUCAUGAAAAAUCAGUGAGUGCGCAAGAGAGGUAGAGAUCCAUCCAAUCCAGAGUAGCCAAUAGCCUGGGCGCUCCUCCGAAUCAGGCAGAGCAGAGUGAAUGGUCUCCCACACUACAGGUGUGUGCUCUGACUACCAGGCUGGUCUGAGGUGGGUUUCUUUCUCUCUGGUCUUGACCAUAAAUUCCAUCUUAGACCCGAGAAAUCUUUUGUGAUGAAAUUUUCAUCAAAACAGGUAGGUUCCUGCAAAAUUUCAGUGUUGACAAAUAGACAUUUUCCAGUCAUCUCUAACCCUCAUGUCCACCAACCCUCCCACCCAGUCUCUCCCAGCCAAACUCUCUUCACCUGUGAUUUCCUCCAGACAGAUCUCCACCAACCGAAUUCAAAACCUUUUUUAUUAUAAGUUCAUAAAUACUUAAGCUAAACCUACUAAGGCCUAAAAAUGCACAAGAUGGAGAAAUUUGCAUGUGGUACUUCAAACAUCCUCUUUUACAAAUAUUGUAUGUGAACCAAUAAAAUUUGGGAACCACUGAACUACAGUAUAUCUUUUAGAGAAUCAUCCAAUCUUGAUAUGAAAAUUUCUUGUGAUGGAGAAUCCACCAAAAGCCUUGGUAAGUUGUUCCAUUGGUUAAUUACCUUUACUAUCCAAAAUAUCUGCCUUAUUUCUAGUCUCAGUUUGUCUAGCUUCAGUUUUCUGCUAUUGCACCUUGUGCCUUUGUUUGCUACACUGAAGAGCCCUCUAUUAUCAAAUUCUGUUCUCCAUGUAGGUAGGCGCAGACUGUAAUCAAGCCACGCCUUAAGAUUAUUCUUUUCCACUGUUUCCUUGCCAUAUGCCCUAUUCCAUAAUUUAAAUCCCUUCAUUACUGUCUCAUUCACCAUUUGUACUUCAACCAGUUUAGAGUUUUCUGGUUGCCUCCAUCUGUCAGAUUUGAUAUAACUUUUCUAAGCUAAUUACAAUACAGCGCCUCUGCAGCAUCUGCUAAGAUGAGGGUGGGAUGGCGUAUAGUUCAUCAUGCCUUCCCAACUCAUUUAUGGUAGAACGUUUGGUUAUUCAAGAGACACCAUGGUCCAGUGGCUAGUGCACUAGACUGGGCAUGUGAAGAGCUGUGUUCUGUUCAUAACUCUACCCUCUGUUCGCUAUGUGAUCAUGGGCAGGUCAGUUAACCUCUCUGGUGCCUCCAUAAAAUGGGGAUAAUGAUACUUGCUCUCCUCUGUAAUGUCAGAGAUCUUGGAAUGAAGAGCUCUAUGUAAGUGUUAGGAAUUAUUAUUUGGGGGGAAUAAAUUUAAACUGGAAAGUGAAACAUUCAGGAAGCUUUCCAGAAUCUGGAAAUGUCAAAGAAUUUUACUGUAGAAAUAUCUGGUGCAAAAUACAAUUAGGGCCAGAUGCUGAGAGAUGCUGAGCAUCUGCAACUUCCACUGACUUAUGUGCAAUCUGCACAUGUUCUGCUCCUUUCAGGAUUUGUUCCUCUGUGAGGGGAUUCUAGAUUCGUAGAGUUUAAGUCCAGAAAGGACCUAAUGUGACCUGCACAUCACCCCCACCCAAUUACUCCUGUACUGAGCCGAAUAUCCUGGAUUAGACAAAAGCAUUACAUUUCUUGUCUAGAAGGGUUUGUAGGAUAAGUAUAAAAUUAAAGAAUUAAAGUUAGCUUAAGUUUGGUUAAGGAAAUGUGUGUGUUGUAAAGAAAGGCCCUGAAUUGCAAGUAGAGGGAAAGCCUUGAAAGUAAUGUUAGAAGGCCAGAAGGAAUGAAGUAGGGAGGAUGUCUGGCUCAGAGAAUAACUAAUGAGAUAAGAGGAAGUUUCUAAAAAGAAGGCCUGUGACCAAUAGGGAUGGCUGACUGCAAAUGGUUUUAAAUCAAGCAAAGAGAAUGUGUCUUAAAAUGAGCCAACAUGGCUCUUUGCUACCCACACACCAGUGUUAAAGCUUGUGUGAACCCAGGUGCAAUGGGAAAACUGUUGGACAGAAAGAAAGAGGGGGAGGAAAGGCCUUGGGAAGAAAAGAAGUUGUAAAUCUUCUCCUGAUUAAGACUGGAAAUAAGGGUGAAUUGUCUCAAAUUGUUUUUUAGCUGACAAUAAUUGGCAAUGAUCACUUGUUGGUUAAAGGGUAUAAAAAGUAGAUUUUUAAAGAGUUUGUUGAUAAUACCUGCCUGACCACGCUGGAGCUGACCAAUAAGCACCCCUUGGUUUAGCCUAUUUCAAAUUCCAUGAAAAAGCCCUCUCAUAAUGAAAGAAUGAAACAGAAAGAAGAUGACAUAAAGCUGCCAGAGGAGUCAAAGGGUGAAAUGCACCAGGCUGAGAAAGCAAAGGAGGAAGACAAGAUGGAAAAGAAGGUUGUGCACAGAAAGCUGUUUCCAGAUUCACAUCUGUUCAAGCGCUGGGGUGCAGAUUUAACAGAAGAGCAACAAACCACAGCUCAGGAUCUAUUCACUAAAUAUGGAUAUAAUGUUUAUCUCAGUGACCGUCUGCCCCUGGAUCGGCCUAUUCCAGACACCAGAUAUCCCAGCUGUAAAGUGAAAAAAUAUCCCCACGACCUCCCGACACUUAGUGUCGUUCUCAUAUUCUUCAAUGAGGCAAUGUCGAUCAUCUUACGUGCAAUUACCAGUAUAAUUAACCGAACGCCUUCUCAUUUGCUGAAAGAAAUUGUCCUGGUAGAUGAUUACAGCUCAAAUGAGGAUCUAAAAGGCUAUUUGGAUGAACAGAUAAAAAAUUAUAAUGCAAAACAUCCUGGAUUGCUAAAAAUUGUGAGGCAUCAGAAGAGAGAAGGCCUAACACAAGCUCGGAUUUCUGGCUGGGAAGCGUCUACUGCCGAUGUUGUCGCAAUCUUGGAUGCCCAUAUUGAAGUGAAUGUUGGCUGGGCUGAACCUAUUCUGUCUCGAAUCAAGGAAGAUCGUACUGUUAUAAUAUCACCAGUAUUUGACAAUAUUCGCUUUGAUGACUUUGAACUUCUUGAAUAUGCUGUGUUUGCAGAUGGAUUUGACUGGGCACUAUGGUGCCUCUAUGAACCAUUACCAAAAGAAUGGUAUGCGCUCAAAGAUGAAACGGCUCCAAUCCGGAGUCCUUCUAUUAUGGGGAUACUUGCUGCACAUAGAGUUUUUCUGGGUGAGAUUGGGGUACUGGAUGGCGGAAUGCAUAUAUACGGAGGGGAAAAUGUGGAACUUGGCCUGCGGGUUUGGCAGUGUGGGGGUCAGAUAGAAGUUUUGCCCUGUGCAAGAGUUGCUCACCUGGAAAGAGCGCACAAACCCUACGUGCUGGACUUGAGCAUUGCUAUGAGACGCAACGCCCUGAGGGUGGCCGAAGUGUGGAUGGACGACUAUAAAUACAUGGUUUAUUUCGCAUGGAAUCUUCCUAUUGAGAAUCCUGGAAUAGACUAUGGAGAUGUUUCUUCCAGAAAGGAGCUAAGAAAGAAACUGAACUGUAAAAGCUUUGACUGGUACAUAAAGAACAUUUAUCCUAAUUUAAUACCUUUGACCACUGUUGUUGUCUACGGAACAAUGAAAAACACGCUGAAUGAGAACAUCUGCGUAGAUCAAGGCCCUGUCCCUGGAAACACUCCAAUAAUGUAUGACUGUCAUGCUUACUCAUCACAGCACGUGUUUUAUCUCAGCACUGGAGAAAUGUAUAUAGGAGGCCUACGAUCUCGACAGAAUGCAGUAGAUCGGUGCCUAACUGACCCUGGCACAGGAGACCUGCCAUUUAUAGAGCAAUGUAAUGAGGCUGUGAAAAAGGGACUGAACAUGCAUUGGGAUUUUAAGCAGGGAUCAUCCGUGAUGAACAAGAAAACUAAGAGAUGCCUUGAAAUUGUAAUGGACAAUCCGUCUUCGCCUUACAGACUUGUAAUGCAGAACUGCACUGGACAAAAAUGGAAUGUUCAACACACAGUUAAAGAUUGGGGCAAGAGAAGUGCUCUGAGAUAGCUUAUUUAUCUCAACCAACAGAUGACUUGGCAUUGACUCUAGGAAGCAGGGAAAUUGGGAUCACCAGGAAAACAUAUUCUUCAGAGGUUUCCAAAGAAGAGCAAGACUUCUGUUGCUAGGACAUUACACGAUAGAGAUUAUCUCAGGUAGAGACUAUAACAUUUUGGGGAGCACAUUAUUAGUAUGGAGGAAUGUAUGCUCUGAAUUAUGGGAGGAUAUGGGCACAUAAACAGGAGGAUGACGGACACAUGUACCAUAGGUAGUUAUCAUUGUGUGUAUUUAAGUUGGCAGUCAGUGAGGACAAACUGGAACCGAAGACUGGAUGAGAGAAAAUUGAUCUUGUGUAGACCACUCGAGCGGGAGCUUGAAGAUUCUGUGGUAGAAGGGAAACUAAGGAAAUGCAAACAGAGAUGUUAUAAAGCAGGGGUUCUCACACUGGGGGUUGCAAGGUUAUUAUAUGGGGGGGUCGCAAGCUGUCAGCCUUCACCACAAACCCUGCUUUGCAUCCAGCAUUUAUAAUGUU
Trachemys scripta elegans is the source of this 8353-nucleotide messenger RNA. It is a transcript of the gene GALNT8, whose product is annotated as polypeptide N-acetylgalactosaminyltransferase 8. The coding region runs from base 6121 to 7830 and encodes 569 amino acids. The transcript is spliced from 11 exons. Gene Ontology annotation, cellular component: Golgi apparatus. NCBI's taxonomy places the organism in Eukaryota, Metazoa, Chordata, Testudines, Emydidae. The record is from RefSeq and is a predicted model, not a curated record.